AAUAGAGCCGGGCAGCAUGAAGCUGACGGGAUGAAGUGUGGACUGGGAGGAAGAAAUCAAAUGUAGUCCAUAUAGAGGUGUAAUAGUGCAGUACUGCCUGUCAGGACAUCCAACCUUACCAUGCAACGUGCUCAAGUUCAAGUCCACCACCAUCAUGUUGGAUUGUGGACUGGAUAUGACAUCUACCCUCAAUUUCCUGCCGUUACCACUGGUUCAGAGCCCCAGGCUGGCCAAACUUCCUGGAUUAGUUUUGAAAGAUGGAAGCACGUUUCUGGACAAGGAGCUGAAGGAGUGCUCUGGCCAUGUGUUUGUGGAUUCUGUGCCAGAGUUCUGUUUGCCAGAGACUGAGCUGCUUGACCUCUCCACGGUGGAUGUAAUCUUGAUCUCAAACUAUCACUGCAUGAUGGCACUGCCCUAUAUCACAGAGUACACAGGAUUCACUGGAACGGUGUAUGCCACUGAGCCCACUGUUCAAAUUGGCAGGCUUCUCAUGGAAGAACUGGUGAAUUCCAUUGAACGUGUGCCAAAGGCUCAGUCUGCCUCCAUGUGGAAGAACAAGGAGGUACAGAGAUUGCUGCCAGCCCCUCUGAAAGAUGCAGUGGAGGUGUCAAUGUGGAGGAAGUGCUACACCAUGCCUGAAGUGAAUGCUGCUCUCAGUAAGAUCCAGCUGGUGGGAUAUUCCCAGAAAAUUGAGUUGUUUGGUGCUGUGCAGGUCACCCCUCUCAGCUCGGGCUACGCUCUUGGAAGUUCCAAUUGGAUUAUCCAGUCACACUAUGAGAAGGUUUCCUAUGUUUCAGGAUCUUCUCUGCUUACAACACAUCCUCAGCCCAUGGACCAGGCUUCUCUGAAAAACAGCGAUGUUCUCAUCCUGACAGGUCUUACACAGAUCCCAACUGCUAACCCAGACGGCAUGGUAGGAGAGUUCUGCAGCAACUUGGCUAUGACUGUCCGGAAUGGAGGAAAUGUGUUGGUUCCUUGUUACCCCUCUGGAGUAAUAUACGAUCUGCUGGAGUGCCUGUAUCAGUAUAUUGACUCUGCUGGACUCUCCAAUGUCCCUUUUUAUUUCAUCUCACCUGUUGCCAACAGCUCACUUGAAUUCUCCCAGAUCUUUGCUGAGUGGUUGUGUCAUAACAAACAAACAAAGGUGUAUCUUCCAGAACCUCCUUUUCCUCAUGCUGAGCUGAUUCAGACAAACAAAUUAAAACAUUACCCCAGCAUCCAUGGAGACUUCAGCAAUGAUUUCAAGCAGCCAUGUGUCAUUUUUACUGGGCAUCCCUCUCUAAGAUUUGGGGAUGUGGUUCAUUUCAUGGAGUUAUGGGGAAAAUCUAGCUUGAACACUGUUAUAUUCACAGAACCAGAUUUCUCCUAUCUGGAUGCUCUGGCUCCUUAUCAGCCCUUGGCCAUGAAAUGUGUUUACUGCCCCAUUGACACAAGACUGAAUUUUAUUCAGGUGUCUAAAUUGCUCAAAGAAGUCCAGCCUCUCCAUGUAGUUUGCCCGGAGCAGUACACUCAGCCACCACCCUCCCAGUCUCACCGGACAGAUUUGAUGAUAGACUGUCAGCCUCCACCAAUGUCCUACCGCAGAGCUGAGGUCCUGACUCUUCCCUAUAAGCGACGCUACGAGAAGAUCGAAAUCAUGCCAGAACUUGCAGAUUCGCUUGUGCCCUUGGAGAUUAAGCCUGGUAUUUCCUUAGCAACAGUUUCUGCCAUGUUGCAUACUAAAGACAACAAGCAUGUUCUGCAGCUCCCUCCAAAACCACCACAACCCCCCACCAGCAAGAAGAGAAAACGAGUGAGUGACGACGUGCCGGAGUGUAAAGCUCUGAAGCCGUUGCUGAGUGGCUCCAUUCCUGUGGACCAGUUUGUGCAGACACUCGAGAAGCACGGCUUCAGUGACGUGAAGGUGGAAGACACAGCCAAGGGCCACAUCGUGCUCCUCCAGGAGGCAGAAACCCUCAUUCAGAUCGAGGAGGACUCCACACACAUCAUCUGCGACAACGACGAACCUCUCAGGGUGAAGCUGCGUGACCUGGUUCUCAAAUUCCUGCAGAAGUUUUAGCCCAUGGGCAGGGAGAGCCCUCAGAGCAAAGAGCUGUUAGAGGGUGACCCCAAAGAGAGAGGAUUUCUUAAUUCAGAGACCAGAAACCACCAGUUCUUCGUUCAGAAGCAAAGAAGUAUUUUUUAAUAUCUAGAUAUAUAUAUUUUAUUUAAUUUUUAGCCAGUUUUGAUAUACUUCAGAGGGGAUUCCUGUGCUGUAAAAUUCCUUUCUGGGAUCUUAAAGGAGAUACAGAUUGCAGAGUAAAUAAAUUGGGUGUGUAUUUACAAGGUGGGGGUGAAGCCACACACAGGCGCAGAUAUUCUCUGUGUGAUGCAGUCAGCAGCGUGUUCCCCAGCCCUUUAUACAACAAAACUCUGCGAGAACAUUGGAACAGUGGCCUCAGAUGUUGUUUUUUCUCCCCGUCAUGUCUUCAGUGCUGUGUGUGUUCCCCUGGGUGUGGUACAAAGGGGCUGGGGGAGCUGGAAACACAGAGAUCAUAAAAACAAGGAUAGAAAAAGGGGGCUCUGCUGGGCAUGGCCAAUAGCUUCAGAGCGCCCAGAGCCCGUUCAUUCCCUGCAAGAGCAGAGGGAGUCUGGUGAAGCUUUGGCACUUCAAAUUGUUCACUGAUGUUCACCUCACCUCCAAGGACCACAUUUGCCCACCAAGAUGCUGCGUUCCUCCACCAUCAAGUGGGAGAAGCACCAACGUGAGGGAUUGCAAUUGCAAGCAGAAUGACUAGGUGCCCUUUUGUGCCCUAUUUGUCUGUUGUCUCGGUGCUGAGACAACCCCAUUCCCAUCUAAGGGGUGUCCAUUCGGUGCAUGAGGCCAAGCAGCACCAAUCUGGCGCUCAGAAGCCCACCUGGGACAGGAGACUUUCUGAAGUACAUUAAAGCAGAUCAGCUCCCCCUGCUCAUGAAAAACAUGUUGAGAUUUAAGUGCCUCUCAUUUCUACCUCCCCAAAAUCUUUCAGCCCCCACGUUGGUUGAAAUUCCAGCAGCCCUUUAUACAAAGCCAUCCGUACUGCAGACCCAGGGGGGCUUUUCCCUUUCUAUGUUGUGUAUUUGGAGCCUGAACUUAGUUUAACAGCACUGCUUUUAGAAGUAGCUGAUCGAUUCCUUGGAUUUACUGCUGUUUUCUUCUUUCUUUUUUCCUUUUUAAUGGGAUUGUUUUGUAUUUAUUUGGUGUUAAAAAUAAAAAGCAUAGUAAGAAUGGCGAGGAGAAGCAGCAUUCAGUGGUUUAUAAAAGCAUCUCCUCGCCCGGUCCACAUCCGCAAGUGUGUAAAUAUACAUAUCUAUAAAAUAAGGCAGCACCAGUUUACAGCCUUGGGGAGAUGAAGGCGGUGGGAGAACAGCUCUGUAAUAUAAACUGUUUGCUGUUGCAGUUUGCACAUCAUAUUUCCUACACGUUAAGGGCUCCUGCUUGAUUGGUUGUACACCUGUAUCGUGGCUGUGUGUGUAUCAGGGGCCUGAGAGCAGCGAUGUCCUUAGGGAGGUAAAAACCUGGUUGCAGAAGCGUGAAUCCCAAUGAGACUUUCCAGCGUCUGUGGUGGUUCAGCUUCUUUAUCAUCAGUAGCAAAUAGAAUAAAGGAAUUGGGCAUAUCUCACCUCGCAAUUCAACCUGUAUAAGGAUUAUUCAAUGGGGAAGUGUUCAAGUGUUCAUGUUUUAACUCUUGUUUUGGGCAGAACAUCUCACUGCUCCAGUCCAGCAUCUGAAAAACAGUUUGUUUCUUUCUUAGAACCAGCCGGGUUGUGUCUGCUGGAAAAUUAAACAUACCAGAGGGAUCCUUUAGUGAAAGGUUUUAAUUAAACUCACAAAACC
Molecule: messenger RNA, 3856 nt
Organism: Coturnix japonica (Japanese quail)
Lineage: Eukaryota; Metazoa; Chordata; Aves; Galliformes; Phasianidae
Source: RefSeq, a predicted model, not a curated record